Lichtheimia ornata is the source of this 984-nucleotide messenger RNA. RefSeq lists its product as uncharacterized. The transcript has 2 exons. Gene Ontology annotation, biological process: DNA integration. Bases 1 to 984 code for a protein of 327 amino acids. The record is from RefSeq and is a predicted model, not a curated record. NCBI's taxonomy places the organism in Eukaryota, Fungi, Mucoromycota, Mucoromycetes, Mucorales, Lichtheimiaceae. Gene Ontology annotation, molecular function: nucleic acid binding.
AUGGUAGAUGUAUGCACACGUUUUUGCGUAUUACACGCCCUUACGGAUAAAACGUCUGACACAGUUGUUAAAGCGGUUAUCGACACUUUUUGCGAUUAUGGAUUCCCUCGCUAUCUACAAUCUGACAAUGGCACUGAAUUCGUCAACACUUUAAUGCAGAAGUUAAGGGAUACCGCAGGUUUUGAUCAUCGACUUACUACACCUUAUCACCCACGAGCUAAUGGAUUGGCUGAAUGUUUCAUCCAAACGUCUAUCAACACAAUCCGCAAAAGCAUUAAUGGAGCCACAAGAGAUUGGGAUUUAUACGUCAAACCAACUCAACUAGCACUCAACAACAAAGUGGCCAGUAUACAUGGGUCUUCACCUUUCGCCUUGAUGUUCAAUCGCGCCAUGAAUGGAUUCCGUAAUUACAACAAUGAUGAUAUACCACAGCCACUCACCGAAGAAGAGCUGAUGGAUCGCAUUGAUCACAUGUCCAAUACAGUUUUCCCGGCAAUAUCAGAGAGAGCACAGGCACUACAACAGCUCAAGAAAGGACCUUACACUGUCGUCAGGGAAACUCCAGGUGGCUCUUGCGUUCUUCGAGAUGAACAAGGGUUACUCGCAGCCAGAAACUUUGCACCAUCACAGUUGAAAAUGGUAUCACAAGAUGAAUUGCUGGACGUCAACGAGCUAUAUGAACAUGAAGGCCAAUAUUACACCAUUCAAUCUAUUGUGGAUCACAAACAACUUGCACCCGGCAACUACAUGUACAGGGUACGAUGGGAAGGUUAUUCAGCAAAUGAUACUUGGGAACCACCCGAAUCAUUCAACAGCACACAACCUAUUGCAGAGUAUUGGAACAAGCUUGGCCGUAUACCACCACACGAUUCUUCCAUCGAUGGCAACAUAACCCAACACACUGACACAGAGAAACAUGUACGCAAGAGAUCACUACCCAACGCCAACACUUCAACACGCAAAAGCAAGCGUUUACGUUCUUAA